AUGGGAGGCACAGACUUUCGGGGAGGGAACGGCGGCGGAUCAUUUUAUCCCAGCGGCCAGCAAGGCUUUGGUACAGGCAACGGAUACAUGGGCGGAGCAGCUGGAGCUGGCAUGGUAGGCAAUGGUAUGACAGGUAACGGUAUGGGAGGUAGCGGUAUGGGUGACAAUGGUAUGGAGGGCAUUGGAACGGGUGGAUAUCCUAUGGGGAGCAACGGCAUGGGUGGCAUCUAUCCGCAAGCUGGUGGCAUGAGCAACGGCCCUGGAGCUGGGACCGGUGCAGGCAUGGGUAGUGACGGCACCGGAGCUGGAUCCGGCGGCGGCAUGAGCGGAUAUGCUGGAUCUGGCAAUGCUGCCUUCGGAAACCGAGGCAGUACCGUUCCAUCUGGCUACAUUCGCUACAACGGUCAGCUGAUGACCAUCGGCCAGUACCAGCAAGCCCUUGCUGGUGGUUCUUCCUCCGGUCCUUCCUCAGAUUCGCAAUCUCUUUCUCGUCGAGACGUGCUCCAGGCCGACUCGUCCGCGUUCUUCGUACACAAGCGUCAAGCCGACUCCUCUGACGGCGCUCCUCAGCCUUCGUCGGACGGUAACAGCCCGCCCGCUCGAAAAGGAAAAACCCCUGUCGCCAAAGUCCUCAUGUGCAUCAACGGCGAUCCCGCCGUUCCCCCCAUCAAAUUCAACACCAUGACCGGUAUGCGCCUUCGUGACGCUUCGGUGCCCAAGGACGGUGUGGUCGACAUCACCAACCUGCCCAACUAUAAGAUGCCCUGGAUGCCCUUCCUACCCACGGCAGAGAUGUGGGCCGAACAGCAGGAGCUCAUGCUUGCUCAAGAGCAGAUGAUCGAGACAAACAUGACUACGGCUCCUUCCCCCUCGCGUUAA
Molecule: messenger RNA, 879 nt
Organism: Pseudozyma hubeiensis SY62
Lineage: Eukaryota; Fungi; Basidiomycota; Ustilaginomycetes; Ustilaginales; Ustilaginaceae
Exons: 1
Coding region: 1-879 (292 amino acids)
Source: RefSeq, a predicted model, not a curated record